Pseudomyrmex gracilis is the source of this 2153-nucleotide messenger RNA. RefSeq names its product HAUS augmin-like complex subunit 3. The record is from RefSeq and is a predicted model, not a curated record. Gene Ontology annotation, biological process: centrosome cycle; spindle assembly. Bases 207 to 2021 code for a protein of 604 amino acids. Lineage: Eukaryota; Metazoa; Arthropoda; Insecta; Hymenoptera; Formicidae. The transcript has 9 exons. Gene Ontology annotation, cellular component: HAUS complex; mitotic spindle; centrosome.
GUGGACGCGCCAUAUUGAUUUCAACCUCAUCUAUCGGAAGUCGUCAACACUAUUUAGGACUUGUUGAGCGAUUGAGCGGCUAGUCCGGCUUGUCAAAAAGUUGUCUAUCAAAUGUGUCCCGCAAAAUGAACGAAUAUAUGUUGAAUAUAUGUUGAUGUGUGAAAGAAUUGUUCCAGUAAUUGGAAGAAUAAGUGUAGAAACAGAAGAUGAGCAUUACCGGUAAAAUACUCCAUAACAAAAUACGCGGGCUGCGCCCAGAUGUGUCGUCGGGAAUCACAUCGGAGAUCCUGAGCAAAAUUUGUGACGACGCGAGCACUCAACCUUUCCUGGAAUGGUUCUGCAAGAAUGUGAGCAGUGCUAAUAUUCUCUCCAACGAAGAAAUAAAAUUAAAAAAUGUUUUGCAAGAGUCUGAGGAAUGGUUGGAAGGUGAAGCGUUAGAAACUGCAUUGAAAGAAGCCACAGAAGACUAUCCGGACUUGCUUCAACUCGUUAGUAUUGAUGACACAGAGGAUUUACUAGCGGAAUAUGAAGAAUUGAAGGAAAGCUGCAGAGAAGAUGAGGAGUAUCUUUGUUUAUUGCCACAGAAUAUAAAAAAUCUGAAACAAAUAGAAAACCAGAUGGAUGAUAAUAUUGAAGAAGCAGACAUUAUACUGGAUAAAGAGCAAAUUGAAACUGAAAAGAUAUAUGAUGAUUGUAAUGCAGUUCUGAAAGAAUACGAAAAGGACAAUCAUCAGUUAUCGAAUAAUGUCAAUGUUCUUUUGAAAGUGUACACUGACGCCGCUCAGAAUCAAGGCGGAGCAAUAUUGUGGUCACAAAUGCCCAUAGAUCUGUUUAUCAAGCAAAUAGAACUUUACAAUCAUUAUCUAAGAACUCACGUAAAGAAACAUUUUGGAGAUACUACUAAGGAAGAUUCCAAAGACUCUGAUUAUGGAUCUCUGAUAAGUGACAGUAGAGAUAAACAAGUUGAUGAAAAGAUGCAUGAAUUAUAUUUAUGUAAGACAAAUUUAACAAAGUCAAAACUUGAAGAGAUUGAUGCUAAAAUUCAAGAAGAACCUUAUACAGCAAUAUUGGAAUGUGUGCAGAAUAUUUAUAAUGGCGGGAAUAUAAAAGUACCUAGAGACAGUAUUUUGCACGAUGAAAUACGGGAGUUAAGCAGGAAGAGGAAUUAUCUGGAAGAGAAUAUCGAGCUUUUGUGGAGCCAAAAGAUUCCACAAGUAGUUCAGUUUGCGGAAAUAGAAAUAAUAAAAAUUCAAAAAAACAACGCACUGGCUCGUCUCGAACGGAGGAAGGCUCGUCUCGAGAAACUGGAGAAUUUAUAUUCUCUCGCCGGAGAACACGGACAUGUUUAUGUUGAUUUACUAUGUAUAUUAAUGGAAAUGCAAUCUCACCGCCUGAAUGAAGUUGCUGAAUUCAUCGCAGAUGCUCGUCACUACAUCACAACAGAAUACAAAUUCUCUGCUGCAAGAUCUGAAAUCAUGCAACAACAACAAGACGAAUACGCAACUCUCAUGACGAACUUUCCAAAAACCUACAAUGUAUUCAAUCAUAUAUUCAUCUCUAUGAUGCUCGGCGAUAAUUCAGACGGGACGCUGUCUUCCGCAUUGAAGAAAUAUGAUGAUCUGCUAGCCGACAACGCGGAGAAGAAAAAAUUUCUAAUGGAAAUGCACUUAAAUAAUAGAAUCUGUAAAUUACAAAACCUAGAGGACAAAAUAAACAAACAUUACGUGGCUGAGACACAAAGCGGGCCGACGAUCAGCUUCAGACCGAUGUCGUACGAAAUAAGCGUCAAAUCUGAAGAAGUAUCCGCGGACGUUCAAAACCUGCAGGAAGAUAUAACAAGAAUUAAAAAUCAGUUUAAAGAGCGAUUGAGGAUGGAUGUCAAUUUGGAACGUGAGAAGGAUAUUCUGUGGCAGAGGUUCUUAGCGGAUCCAGACACCUUAAGAAUGAACUGCAAAAACGCAGAACGAAAAGCGAACGCGUCUCACUUCGGAGAUACUUCGGAAAUUAAUUCGAGUCCGUGAAUCUCAACACGCGCUUCAUAUAAAUUGUCAAAUAUGUAUAAAGAAACUUUUAUAGAUUAUAAGCAACGCCUUGAAUCUGUUUUUGUUUUUCUACGUUUUCGAAGUAUAAAAGAAAACAAAAGUUUUGCACCG